GCAAGUUGCCGAACGACACUGAACUCAACCAGCCGUACGGGAGUCCGGAUGUUGUGGAAAUGGCCGGGAGGUGUCGGAUGGCGCUUCUUGCUCAUGCCAAGCAAGGAGGUAUGGCAACAGCGGAGGCCAUAAAAGCAUUGCGUUCUGCGCCGGCAGCCCCAAAGGGGACCUGGGAAAAGCGUGGCCAGCUGACACCCAAGCCCAAGAGUCGCCUCUGA
This is a messenger RNA of Symbiodinium pilosum, 218 nucleotides long. Lineage: Eukaryota; Dinophyceae; Suessiales; Symbiodiniaceae. The record is from the annotation of a GenBank genome assembly.